Molecule: messenger RNA, 258 nt
Organism: Strongylus vulgaris
Lineage: Eukaryota; Metazoa; Nematoda; Chromadorea; Rhabditida; Strongylidae
Source: the annotation of a GenBank genome assembly
AUGUCAACAGAUUCUUCUGCUAUGUACCCAAUGUAUGUGCCACCGUAUGCAAUGACAAGCACACCUCCGCUAUCAAUGCGGGAUCCACGACGGUUUCAAGGCAUUCCUGGUUUACAAGCUCCUCCUCCAUAUCCACCACCACCUAGUUAUAGUCAAAUCCAGAACUUCCCGGAGUUACCAACAGUCAGCAAUGCUCGAUUGGAUAGUCGAACACCUUCAAGAGGCGGGAAAAAAUCUGAAAUCACGCCGGUGGAGUAA